Syngnathus acus (greater pipefish) is the source of this 2082-nucleotide messenger RNA. RefSeq names its product sodium/potassium transporting ATPase interacting 1 (gene nkain1). Bases 595 to 1218 code for a protein of 207 amino acids. Gene Ontology annotation, biological process: regulation of sodium ion transport. NCBI's taxonomy places the organism in Eukaryota, Metazoa, Chordata, Actinopteri, Syngnathiformes, Syngnathidae. The transcript has 8 exons. The record is from RefSeq and is a predicted model, not a curated record.
CUCCACGGCCAGCCCCCAACCCCCCCCCGCUUCACUUCUACCACCACCACCGCCUCCUCCUCGCUCUCCCGCCCGCCUCUUUCCCCUCGCUCCUCCGGCUCCUCCUUUGCACGCCCCGGCACCGAUUGUUGACAAAAGACGGCGCGGAGAGACGAAGCGAGGCAACCUGGUAUUUUUCUCCCUCAUCGGAAUCCCCAAACGGGAUCUGUCCGGUUUUGUCGGAGGGAGACGACGGAACGAGAAGGUGGUGCGCGCAGGAGCCUCCGAGGGGGGCCGCGAUUGUUGUUCAUUCGAACGUGACCCUCUGGAAGGUGUGGCCGAGGUGAUUCGCUUAUCACUGGUGGUCUAACCGCAGCGGGCCCGGCUCCAACAACCACUGGAAGAAGACGAAAAUAAUUUGAAAAAUUUAGCAUAAAAUGGGUCACCGGUUGUGAGGGCAAGCGGCGGUCCAGGCUCUGAGGAAGACGAAGGAGGCGGCAGGGGGGCGCCCGGAAUGGUGUGAGCUGACUCGGCCAGGCAAGUCUGGAUCUAAGCGGGGAACCGUCCUUCCCCCGGAGCCUGCGCGGCCCCACGCCGCGUGCCGAGCCCUCCAAGAUGGGGAAGUGCGACGGGAGAUGCACGCUGCUGGUCAUAUGCUCCUUGCAGCUGGUGGCCGCCCUGCAGAGGCAGGUCUUUGACUUCCUGGGCUACCAAUGGGCGCCCAUCCUGGCCAACUUCUUGCACAUCAUGGCCGUCAUCCUGGGCAUGUUCGGCACGGCGCAGUUCCGCUUCAGAUACCUCAUCUUUUAUGCAGUGUGGCUGGUGCUGUGGGUGGGCUGGAACUCCUUCAUCAUCUGCUUCUACCUGGAGGUGGGCAACCUGUCUCAGGACAGGGACUUCCUUAUGACGUUCAACACGUCCCUGCACCGCUCGUGGUGGAUGGAGCACGGUCCCGGUUGCCUGGUGACGCCGGUGCCGGACUCGCACUUGGCCCCUGACGACCACCACGUUAUCACCGUCUCCGGUUGCCUGCUGGACUAUCAGUACAUCGAAGUGCUGAGCUCGGCCGUCCAGGUCCUGCUGGCCCUUUUUGGUUUUGUGUACGCGUGCUACGUGAGCAAAGUCUUCCAGGAUGACGAGGACAGUUUCGACUUCAUCGGAGGUUUCGACUCGUACGGCUAUCAGCCUCCGCAGAAGUCCUCGCAUCUCCAACUCCAGCCUCUCUACACGGCUGGCUAACGGACACUUGUAAAACAGAACAGCAUCACUACAGAUGGUACGAGGUAGUUAGAGGACUUGCUUACCCCCCCGCCUUGGAGAAAAUGUGUGAGAGUGUGUGCGCCUGAGUAAGAUUACCAUCCCUGAAUGGAAUGUACCAAGCUCAGGGAUGAACCAGCAUGUUGGAUGGACGGGCAGAUGGAUGAACCGGAAUAAGGAGACAGUCACCGGCGACACACAUCUUUACCAGCUAGCAACACAAAUGUGUGUAGUGUACUUCAGUGUGUGUGUGUGUGUGUGUCACGGGAUUAAACGGUGCUUUCAGAUUGCACCUCGCACCAUCGUUAUUGUGGGAGGGAGGGUCACGUAAUUUAAAAAACAAAAUAAAUAAGGCACGACUCAUUGUCAUUUUAGAAUGUGUUGAUGUCAAACUAGAGCAGUCUUAAGAUCCCAAAGCUGUCUGCGAACAGUCGGCAAACGUCCCUGUUUCACAAUUUACCGACGUGCAUCCAUCUCCGAUGCCCAGGGUGAAUUUGACUUUAGUGGGGUUGGUAGGGUGCAGAUGGCUUUGGGAUCGGGUAUUUGUAUGUCGGGGGGAGGGGUACUCUGCAUGUAAAUAACAAGCCAAUAAUUGAUUUGGAUGAUAAAAAAAGAGGGUCCUGCAUUGGGGUGUCCAGGGGAUGGGGGGGUAUCUUUUUUUCUUCAUACCUGUGUCUCUUGUUGUUCUCACUCUCAAAAAUCUCAACGGGCACAGACGCUUUUUGUCUGUCAAACAGGAGACGGGAGGAGCAAAGAAGUGAGACAGGUAUGAGGCGAACACCUUGAAGUAAAGGUGCACUGUACCGUUUGAAAUAAUAAAAACGACACUUUCUACAUGAAAAAUUA